This is a messenger RNA of Parnassius apollo (apollo), 1047 nucleotides long. The record is from the annotation of a GenBank genome assembly. Lineage: Eukaryota; Metazoa; Arthropoda; Insecta; Lepidoptera; Papilionidae.
AUGAUACACCGACUUAAGUACUUCUUAUUGGUUUGUGACUUGAUUCUAUUUCCUUCAGAAUAUAUUGUGUCAUCUGGAUUUAUCGAGCAAAAAGGCGGGAAAGUGAAAAUGAAGCUGAAGACCGACCUCUUAGUCCAGCCCUCGGGUGAGAUUUCAAAGAAGAUCCGUGAAGAGCUUAAAGAAGACGUUAACACCCGUUAUAAAGAUUUGGCAGCGAUAAAAGAAUGGCUCAAAAAGCAACCGCACUUGCCUGAUGAAUGGGAGGAUAUGCCGCUAAUAACGUUUCUUCGAGGUAGUAGUUUCUCCCUGGAGAAAUGCAAAAGAAAAUUGGACAUGUAUUUCACAAUGCGCGCAGCGUGUCCAGAAUUCUUCUCAAAUCGAGAUGCGACUAGUCCUGAGUUAAGUGAGAUCUUGAAAGGCAAAUUACAAGGUCCACCACUUCCUGGAGUUACACCAAACGGCAGAAGAGUUACAAUUUGUCGAGGCAUCCACCCAAGUCUUGACGGUCAACAAAUCACCGAUACAUUGAAGCUGGCACUUAUGAUCGGUGACAUACGCCUGAGCGAAGAGGUGGAAGGCGUUGCGGGCGACAUCUACGUGCUGGACGCAGCAGUGCUCGGUCCCAGUCUACUAGCUCGACUUUCCCCCGCUGUUAUUAAGAAAUUUAUGAUUUGCGUUCAGGAGGCCUAUCCCGUGAAGCUGAAAGAAGUACACAUAAUUAAUACAUCGCCUAUCGUAGAAAAAUUUGUUACCUUUGUUAAGCCUUUCCUGAAGGAUAAGAUCAAAAAGAGGAUCUUUAUUCAUAAAGAGUUAAAGGAUUUGAUCAAGUACGUUCCUCAAGAAAUGAUGCCAAAGGAAUACGGUGGUCAGUGCGGUACCAUGGAAGAGCUCCAAGAUCAAUGGACACAGAAACUGAUAGACUAUCGUGAAUGGUUCCAAGCCCAAGAGUCAGUUAAGGCUAAUGAAAGCCUUAGACCUGGAAAACCAACUAAUUACGACGAGCUCUUCGGUAUAGAUGGCUCGUUUAGGCAAUUGGCUAUUGAUUAA